This is a messenger RNA of Vanessa atalanta (red admiral), 2135 nucleotides long. RefSeq names its product glutamate decarboxylase (gene Gad1). Gene Ontology annotation, molecular function: carboxy-lyase activity; pyridoxal phosphate binding. Gene Ontology annotation, cellular component: cytoplasm. NCBI's taxonomy places the organism in Eukaryota, Metazoa, Arthropoda, Insecta, Lepidoptera, Nymphalidae. Gene Ontology annotation, biological process: carboxylic acid metabolic process. The record is from RefSeq and is a predicted model, not a curated record. The transcript is spliced from 14 exons. The coding region runs from base 274 to 1896 and encodes 540 amino acids.
UCGUGGCAUUCGCCGCUGAAUAUUGUCCAUUAAAUCAUAUAAAAUUUCUUUAUAUAUGAAAAACAUAAUUGAAUUCUUACGAGAAAAUCCCAUUCCAAAUUUAAAAUUUAUUAACGAUCCUUUCUGUCACAUAGUAAUCUGUUUUUCAACGAAAAAUAUCUCAUAUAAGUAGUGUUCAAUUAAUCCCCUUAAAUAAUUAUUAUAAAAUAAAUUUAUUGGUAGUUAAAAGUCGUCGGUUUACAUAAGACUAAAAAUAAGAAAUUGAGGUUAGCAAUGUCUAAGCUGACUCUGGACGGCUUUUUUUCCUACUGCAAGCAAAUAGCAGAACACAUACAAUUGGGCGAAAGGAUGGCUUCUCUCUCCGGUCAGAGUACUCCAAAAUUAACAUCCGGUGUCGGCAAUCUCUAUUAUGACUCUAUCCUGCCGUACCGAGAGGACGCUAAUCCCCAGACCCGCGAAUUUCUCGCCAGGGUCGUCGAUGUUCUCCUCGACUACAUCCAAAAAGUCAAUGAUAGGAAUGAAAAGAUCCUGGAGUUCAAGAUGCCCGAGGAGAUGAAUAGAAUGCUGGAUCUUCACCUACCAGACGACCCUCUCCCCUUGAAGCAGCUGUUGGAAGACUGCAAGGUCGCCCUGAAGCAUCAAGUCAAGACCGGCCACCCCCACUUCUUCAACCAACUGUCUUGUGGUCUAGACAUCAUCUCCCUGGCCGGUGAAUGGCUGACGGCUGCUGCGAACACCAACAUGUUUACAUAUGAGAUAGCUCCUGUCUUCAUCUUGAUGGAGAACGUUGUUCUAGAGAAGAUGAGGAACAUGAUUGGCUGGAAGAAUGGUGACUCGAUUUUGGCUCCAGGUGGUUCUGUUUCGAACCUAUACGCCUUCCUGGCAGCUCGGCACCACAAGUUCCCGCAGUACAAGGAGAAGGGUCUCUCCAGCAUUCCUGGGCAUCUGGUUAUGUUUACUUCUGAUCAGUGUCAUUACUCGGUGAAGUCCUGCGCGUCUGUCUGCGGUCUUGGCACGGACUACUGUGUGUGCGUGCCCUCUGAUGAGAAUGGGCGCAUGAUUUCCAGCGAGCUGGAGCGGCUUGUGAAAUACCAUCGUGACAGAGGAAAUGUACCGUUCUUUGUGAACGCGACGUCCGGUACAACGGUACUUGGAGCUUUCGACCCUCUGAUGGAAAUCGCUGACAUCUGUCAGAAAUAUGAUCUCUGGAUGCACGUUGAUGCGGCCUGGGGAGGUGGUCUCUUGUUUUCCAAGAAGUACCGCCACCCUCGUCUCACUGGCAUCGAACGAGCUGACUCCGUAACCUGGAAUCCGCAUAAGCUGAUGGGGACACUCCUACAAUGUUCCACCGUGCACUUCAAGUACGAGGGCAUCCUGCUGAGCUGCAACGCAAUGUCCGCUGAGUACUUGUUCAUGACUGACAAGAUCUACGAUCCUCGCUACGAUACUGGCGACAAGGUGAUCCAGUGCGGCCGUCACAACGAUAUCUUCAAGCUGUGGUUGCAAUGGCGUGGCAAGGGUACCUCCGGCUUCGAGCGCCUCAUGGACAGGCUGAUGGAGUUGUCCGAGUACAUGGUCAGACGCAUCCGCGAACAAAGCGACAAGUUCUACUUGAUCCUGGAGCCAGAGAUGGUGAACGUCAGCUUCUGGUAUCUUCCCAAGCAGUUGCGUGGACUACCCCAUGAUAAGAACAAAGAAAUCAAACUUGGAAAGGUCUGCGCCAAGUUGAAGGGUCGCAUGAUGCAGUCCGGUACACUGAUGGUGGGCUACCAGCCAGACGACCGGCGACCAAACUUCUUCCGCAACAUCAUUUCCUCAGCGGCCGUCACCGAAAAGGACGUGGACUUCCUCCUCAGUGAGAUGGACCGCCUCGGACAUGACAUCAUUGUCGACUAAAUUAACCUAAAUAUUUUACACCUUGUCCUAAACGAAAUUAAAAAAUGAAUAUGUCAAUGUUAUUUUUUAAAUUUAACCGUGCUUUAAAUGAUAUUUGCUGUUUUGAAUUAUAAAUUCUUCCAAUAGUAUAAACUAUAAAGAAUAUAAAUCUAUAUCAAUGUCUAUUUUUCGUCUGAAAUGUUGACUGUUUACUUCGGAAUGUGGAAUUGUAUAAAAUAUAAUCGUUAAUGUUAAAAAAA